Labrus mixtus (cuckoo wrasse) is the source of this 3189-nucleotide messenger RNA. It is a transcript of the gene cnksr1, whose product is annotated as connector enhancer of kinase suppressor of Ras 1. The record is from RefSeq and is a predicted model, not a curated record. Gene Ontology annotation, molecular function: protein binding. The coding region runs from base 181 to 2727 and encodes 848 amino acids. The transcript is spliced from 21 exons. Lineage: Eukaryota; Metazoa; Chordata; Actinopteri; Labriformes; Labridae.
UAUUGGCUGUCAGCAGGGGGGGACUACUCUCUUACCUGCCGUACCUGUACGAAGGAGUGCCAGUCGUCAUCGUCCGACUCCGAGUCAGGAUACACUUUUUCUUCCUCCUGCAGCCCGGAGAGGUAGAAGUCGGCCAGGAAGGCUGGGAGCUGAACCAGCGACUGCAGCAGGACUCCGAGCAUGGAGCCUAUCACGUCGUGGAGCGAGGAGCGAGUCAGCGAGUGGCUUCAAGGUCUGGACGCCCCCCUGCAUCAAUACCAGGUGUCUGAGUGGCGUCUGUCAGGUAUGGAUCUCCUCCAGCUGACCUCCAAGGACCUGGAGAAGUUGGGAGUGUACAAGAUCGGACACCAGGAGCUGAUCCUGGAGGCUGUGGAGAAACUGUGCUCUCUGACGUACGGCAUGGGAGGGGAGAACCUGCGCGGCCUCACCGAGAAGCUGCGCGCCGUGGCCCACACCCUCCAGAUGGGCAUCCAGAGCAGCUGGCGCCGCAACAGCUACGACGGAGGCAGCACGGUGAGGCUGCCCGCGGGCGUCCUGCAGGUCGUGGUGGAGCUCAUCACCUCUGCCAAAGGACUCUUCUCUCUGCUCAACAGGUAUCAGUUUUCCCAGCUCAGUGGAUACACCUCCAGUAAGAGCAUCCUCAACUACUGCAGAGAGCUGGGAGAAAUCGUCCACAAGGAUAACUCCGUCUUUGAUAAGGAAAAGGACAUCAUCUCUGUGUGCCGUCAGAUGGUGGCAGUUUGUGAUGAGAUCCUGAACUCCAGCUCCGACUCCUUUCUUACCCACACUGCUCAGCUGGAGAGUGUCGACCUGGUGCCUGUGGCGCCUGGAGAUCAGCUGGGAAUCGAGAUAACGUCGACGGGCUCCAGUAAUCACUACGUGACUGGAACUGCAGCUGAGCCUUCAGCCGAUAUUUUUGUGAAGAUCUUGGCUGGUGAUGAAGUGAUUCAAGUCAACGAUCAGAUAGUGGUGGGCUGGAGCAGAGCUAACCUGGUCAAGAAGCUGAAGGAGAAUCCCAGCGGGGUCACUCUGGUCCUGAAGAAGAUACCUGGAUCAGUGAGACACAGAGACCCCGUCCUGCGCUCCCCCCAACAGAAAGAAGAAGUAGAAGAAGAAGAGGAGACAGAGGAGAGGUCAGAGGGGGAAGAGGAGGAUAACCCAAGGCACUCCAUAUUUGAGAGGGUAGCAGCGUCUGUCCGGUCCCUGUCUUUUAGGAGAGCUGUUCACGGGCCAGACGGAGCCCAGCAGCCUAUGGGACAGGAGGAAUCCGAGUUGCCCACUGACGAGGAGCAAGAGAGGAGUCUGACUCCCACUUCAUAUCAAAAGCAGCAGGGGGGGCUGUCACCGCUGUCAGCCUCAGGGAGAGACUUUGUCAGCUCGGAAAGAUUGAGGCUCUCUCCGAGCCCGAGACGAGACCGGUCGCCAUUACCCAGAAGUCCGUCGCCCUUGGCAUUCAGAAGUCCCUCUCCUCAGGGAGUCAACGAGGAAAGAGCGAGUGUCAGUUCCUGCCCUGAGAUGGUGGGACACACGGGGAAUAAAGACACAAAGAAGUCUUCUACUAAAGGCAUGACAACGGCUCUGAGUCGGCGGCGCGUGUCCUGCCGUGAGCUGGGUAAACCUGACUGCGACGGCUGGCUGUGGAAGAAGAGAAAGGAGAGCGGCGUGUUCAUCACCCAGAAGUGGCAGCGCUUCUGGUUCAUCCUGACGGGGCCUUCACUCUACUGGUACACGAGCCAACAGGACGAGAAGGCCGAGGGUUUCGUCAACAUAUCGAGUUUUGACAUCGAGAGCGCUGGAGAGCACAAGAGAAAAAAUGUGUUUCAAAUGUGCCACCGGAGAUUUCACAACUUCGUCUUCGCUGCCGAUAACCUCGGGGACAUGACCAAGUGGAUUAACAAGCUGAUAUCGGCCAUAAAGAAUCAUAAGCACAAAGGCCCUGAGAGUGAAGAAGAAUGUUACAGUGAGACUGAAUCAGAGAGCGAGGGAUCUCCUUCAACCCGCAGAAGAAACAAGAAAGUGCAGUCCAACACUCUGCCUCGACCCAAAGGGAAGAUCAACAAGGUGCCAUUAUCGAGUCCGUCAACAGGGGGCAGCAAAGGAACAGGAGGACCGGUGGACGAGAUGGGUAUGAUGCUGAACAACAUAAAGGAGGGAGGAGUGACUCUGAUCGGCAGCGAGCAGCCGUUCACGCACGACCACUUCAGGAAGUCGUUCAUACGACGCAACAAGAACCCCGUCAUCAACGAGAAAGCGCACACGCUCAGGGCCCUGCAGAGCACGCUGAAGGCCAAAGAGGCGGAGCUUCUGCAGAUCAACAAGCUCCUGGAGGAGUCCAGCCUGACGCCUUCAAAGUACCGUCAGUGGAAGGAGAGCAACGAGGAACUAAUCCGGGAAAUCGAGAGAGUUGCCGCACUCAAGGCCGCCAAAGAAGAAGACGGCGGGGCAGCGCAGGACACACCUGCCGAGGAGGUUGCCUCGGAAACCGUCGCCACGGAAACAGCCGCCACAGAGGCCGAGGGCGCAUACAGACUGAGCCUCAGCGACGGGGAGCAGUUGGUGGACGCGGAACCCGCCGAUGUCUUUUUGGAGAUCCCUCAGGGCUCCCCGAGUCCCGAGGGAAGUCCGGUGUUAGAACUCUCCCUGGGAUCUCUGCAGGAGUCAAUAAAUAAACAGCUGAGCGAGAUGGCGGAGAGCGGAGAGGCUACGGAAAACUACUUUUACAUUUGAGAACUCCCCCCCCGACUCUCCUCUGGCACACGCUGUCACAUCACAGUUUCUUUGUCGAAUCAGACAAAUGAAAGACGUUCAUCAGGUUUGCACGGUGACAUAGGUGCAUCCACCUGAAAGGAUCAGCCGAACACAACAUUCAAAAAAUCUGCACUUUAAUCAAGUUUGUGGGUUCAAUGCAUCAGAUUUGGACUUAGAUUUCAAACAGCAAAAAAAAAAAAAAAAGUGUACAAUACAGAAAAGAACAAAUUGCCAAGUGUCAUUCUUACUUUAGUAUGUAUUUAUAAAUUCUAAGACUGUUCUUCUGAUAAUAAAAUAGAGGACUUUUUAGAGAAUUUGUAAUAUAAGUCCUGCCUCUUUUAAUGUGACAUGUAAAUACAGUUUUACAAUAAAUACUGUGUGUAUUUGUUUAUUGACACGACCUUAAUAAAGGUUUAAUUUUUAAAUAUUUUGCACAUGAAA